AUGAAUACCUUUAACGAAAUAAAUAUUUUUUCGUCGGUUGACACCGCGCACGACGGUCAAGCAUCGCUAACGUCGACAUCGCCAAUUCAGUUUUCUCAGCCGUCACUCUCGACAUCCGCCAAUAGCACACCGAAAAUGACCAAAAGGACUUGCGCUCGUUGCAAAGAGUCAAAUAGGUGCGUCAAAUUAUUAUGUUCAAGGAUCGAUAGAAUUGAAGAUUUGGUAAACUCUUUGGCCUCAAGAACAAAGUUUGCGGAUGAAAAGGACCGGAGAAUUAUCGAAGAAUCGGGAAUCCCACGGAUUCCAAUUGCCCAAGAGAAUCUCACAACCGAUCUUUCGAGAUGCAGUACCGACGACAUACUUGCCUUAAUCACCAAUUUCUACCGCACGACAUUGGAACCGUCUUUUGAAGUGAGAGCGCAAUGA
Molecule: messenger RNA, 426 nt
Organism: Acaulospora morrowiae
Lineage: Eukaryota; Fungi; Glomeromycota; Glomeromycetes; Diversisporales; Acaulosporaceae
Source: the annotation of a GenBank genome assembly